This is a messenger RNA of Phytophthora sojae, 729 nucleotides long. RefSeq lists its product as hypothetical. Lineage: Eukaryota; Oomycota; Peronosporomycetes; Peronosporales; Peronosporaceae. The transcript has a single exon. The coding region runs from base 1 to 729 and encodes 242 amino acids. The record is from RefSeq and is a predicted model, not a curated record.
AUGCCGCCCAAGCAGCGCAAGCAGUACAGCGACGACGACUUGGCCCGGGGCGUGGAGCGCGUCGUGGCCGGCGGCGAGCGCGCGGUCGUCGUGAGCCCGGAGCUGAAUGUGCCCUACCGCACCUUGCUUAAGUACGCGGCGCGCCGUCGCCGCGGCGAGUCGAUUGUGGCCAAGCGGCGGGGGCCUCGACCAGCGCUGACAGUCGAUGGAGAGCGCCAACUGCUGCUCUGGAUGCGGGAGCUGCAGGCCGCGGGGCUGCCGGUGCGGCGGCGCGAGCUGCUGGUGAAGGCCAACGAGGUGCUGCGACUUCAGAGCGGCCCCGACGCCGCGAUCUCCUCGGGCUGGUAUACGAGGUUCAGGUCGCGCCAUCCCGAAGUUUCGGGGCCUGGAGAGCACAUGGUCGUGGCGGAGGAACGAGAAGGAGGAGAAGAAGAAGAGAACGAGGAGAACGAUGCAGUGCAGAGGGACAGAGGGUCGAUUGAAGACUGGAAGACCCGGCACCAACUGGAGGAGGAGGGGUUGCUGCGGACGCCCGUUGAGAGGGCGGUGUUCGCCGUGCAGGAGAGUUACGCGGCGUCGUGGCCGCUGCGAGAUGUGGUGGACGCCUUUGACCUGAUGCUGGACUCGAGGAAGGCGGAUUUGUUCUCCGUCAUGGAACCGGGCGAGCUCCGCGAUAUGUGGCUCAAGAAGCAGCUGCGGCAGAUGCACCGAGCCGCAGGGAAGCAGUAG